Molecule: messenger RNA, 1221 nt
Organism: Hippocampus comes (tiger tail seahorse)
Lineage: Eukaryota; Metazoa; Chordata; Actinopteri; Syngnathiformes; Syngnathidae
Gene: gjb9b
Product: gap junction protein beta 9b
Exons: 3
Coding region: 85-942 (285 amino acids)
Biological process (GO): cell-cell signaling
Cellular component (GO): connexin complex
Molecular function (GO): gap junction channel activity
Source: RefSeq, a predicted model, not a curated record
CAUUUGCCAGGCUUCCCCGUCAAGGGCUAGCUCCGAGAAAACUUCCCUGAGCUGAUCUGACGUCUGCUGACGAAGGCGGCAGCCAUGAACUGGUCGGCAUUGGAGGUCCUCCUGAGCGGGGUCAACAAAUACUCCACGGCGUUCGGCCAGGUCUGGCUCUCGGUGGUCUUCGUCUUCCGGGUGCUGGUGUUCGUGGUGGCGGCCCAGCGAGUGUGGGGCGACGAGAGCAAGGACUUUGUGUGCAACACCGCCCAGCCCGGCUGCACCAACGUUUGCUACGAUUCCGUCUUCCCCAUCUCUCACAUCCGCCUGUGGGCCCUGCAGCUCAUCUUCGUCACUUGUCCUUCCUUAUUGGUGUCGUGUCACGUAAAAUAUCGCGAGAAGAAAGACCUGGCGUACUCCACCUCGCACAAGGGAGCUCAUCUGUACGCCAACCCCGGGAAGAAACGCGGCGGUCUUUGGUGGACCUACUUGGUGAGCCUGAUUUUCAAGGCGUGCUUUGACGCCGGCUUCCUGUACAUCCUCCACCAUAUUUAUCACGGAUUCGACCUGCCCCGAGUUUCCAAGUGUUCCCUGGAGCCUUGCCCCAACACAGUGGACUGCUUCAUUUCCCGGCCUACCGAGAAAAAAAUCUUCACCCUCUUCAUGGUGGUCUCCUCAGUGGUCUGCAUUAUCAUGUGCAUCUGCGAGAUGAUCUACUUCAUCUGCAAGCGCAUCCUGAAACACAAAAGGAAGACCAAUCAGAUGAUGAGGAAAGCAUUCGCCGACAAUCACGAAAUGAGACCGCUGGCGGCACCCAGGUCAGAAUUCAGGUCCAAAACUUCGAUCCGAGUCGAUCCCACCAACUCCAUCCAGAAUCUCAACAACAUGCCGGCUGAGGAGAGAGACAAAGAACUCCGAAAUGAGUCGCCGCGCGAAAACGGCAAGGUGGACAACAUUUAAGGAGCUCAGAGAAUCUCUGAGAGACACUUCAUGACAGCUCUUCCCAAGCCUAAAGACAUUCAUCAAUUCGCUGAUGACUUGUAAAUACCUGUAAUGACUUUCUGCCUUUAGGCAUCGUCUGUGCAUGUAAGUACAUAACACAAGCGGCAUGAGAUGUUGACCGUACACAUAUUUAUGCAUCGCUCCUCCUACUUAUAGUAAGUACAACAUACCAAUGACUCCACUGUUUAAGGGCUUUAUUGUUAUUACUAUUACUAUUACUUUUACCAUUAUUUAUUA